Messenger RNA from Periophthalmus magnuspinnatus, 1987 nucleotides. It is a transcript of the gene timm23a, whose product is annotated as translocase of inner mitochondrial membrane 23 homolog a (yeast). The record is from RefSeq and is a predicted model, not a curated record. Gene Ontology annotation, molecular function: transmembrane protein transporter activity. Gene Ontology annotation, cellular component: TIM23 mitochondrial import inner membrane translocase complex; mitochondrial inner membrane. The coding region runs from base 337 to 969 and encodes 210 amino acids. NCBI's taxonomy places the organism in Eukaryota, Metazoa, Chordata, Actinopteri, Gobiiformes, Gobiidae. Gene Ontology annotation, biological process: protein import into mitochondrial matrix. The transcript has 7 exons.
GCGCAGAGGCGUGCGUCUGACGUCACAGCAGAGGGAACGGGCACGCGUGCUGCUGCAGAGGUCACCACAAACAUGAGCCCUAAAGCUCUAUAACGGAACAUUUACACACUUUACACCCGGGAUUUUACUUGGAUUUUAACCUUACCGCCUUUGACAAACCCAAACGUCAAUCUACAGCACGUUUGAAGUAGUGUCUUUGUGAAAAUCCGACUGAAUUCUCAACAUUUCGACAUCAGGAGCUAGCGGCUAACAUUAGCAUUAGCUCCACACCGGCGCCUCGCUCGCAUUUGGCCUGAUUUUUUUGUAAUUUUUUUGGUGUUUUGGCGUCUCCCGGUGAUGGAUAACAGCUCUGCGGGCUCUGGGGGCUUUAAGGGCGGCCUGGGGGGGUUGUUCAGUGGAGGAUCCCCGGAGUAUUCAAACACGGAGAUGUCUGGAGUCCCGUUGACGGGGAUGAGUCCUCUGUCUCCUUACCUCAAUAUCGACCCUCGGUACCUGGUCCAGGACACAGAUGAGUUCAUUUUACCGACCGGAGCAAAUAAAACCAGAGGAAGGUUUGAACUGGCCUUCUUCACCAUUGGAGGCUCUUGUAUGACGGGAGCUGCUCUUGGGGCGUUAAACGGCCUCAGACUCGGCCUAACGGAGACCAGAGACAUGGCCUGGUCCAAACCCAGAAACGUGCAGAUCCUGAACAUGGUGACGAGGCAGGGCGCGUCGUGGGCUAACUCUUUAGGCUCCGUAGCGCUGUUGUACAGUGUGUUCGGAGUGGCCAUAGAAAAAGCCAGAGGAGCAGAAGACGACAUCAACACGAUAGCAGCUGGAACGAUGACCGGAGUCCUGUUCAAAUCGGCCAGUGGUCUUAAAGGGGCGGCGCGCGGCGGUCUGGUGGGCUUGGCUCUGUCUGGGGCCUACGCUCUUUAUAACAACUGGGACCACAUCACCGGCUCCUCCUCCCCGUCACGGCUCUACUGAACAAGCACUGACGUUUAAAACAUGGAGAUUUACACCUGCUUAAAGGGGCGGGCCCAACAACGAAAACAAAACAGAAGAUUCGAUGCUUAUUUUUAGUUAUUUUCAGUUUAAAGGAAACCAACAUUGCAAAAUAAUAAUAAUAGCAAUGCAUUAGUCUGGUGUAGUUUGCGCAUUAUUCACUCUCUACACAUUCCGAGCUGGUAACAUACUAUUGUAGCCACAGUUGCCCAGGGACAGACUGACAGAAGUGAGGCUGUCUGUCCUAAUAUUAUUGUUUAAAGAGGGUGUAUUUAUGCCAAAUGGGCUUUUUGGAGCUUUCUACCAUGUUAAAAGUGGUUCCCUCAUCAAAAACAUGCCUGAAGAGGUUUUAGACGUCAUCCACGCAUGUUUGAGUAAUCUGGCGAUCUCUCCCGGGCCCUAUUCAAACCCUCCGUAUGGUUAGCUGCAAGAUUCAGUACAAAGCUCCGCCCCCAAAAGCCUACGUCACCCAUGCUCCCACACGACAAUUCUCCAUAAAUGCACAAAAAUACGAUAAGAAUAUAGCAUUUUCAAAACAAUAAAAGGAAACACGGUGAUCUAAAUGUUUUGUGUUGGCAGUUAAAACCCCACAGAUGUAAAAUACUCCCCUUUAAGAGCUUUAAACCAUGUUCUAAUGGUUCCCCCUCGUCCUUUAGCUCACUUAAAGUCACGGGUUUAACCAGUGAAGCGUGAACCCUCAGAGGCCAAUAUGAAGCUACUUGGGAAAUUUAAAUCGUGACCUAGAAUCUAAAAUAAUUGUGAAUUUCGUUGCCAUGACGCCCACCCCUUCUUUACCGAGGGCCAAACGAACUGGACUGAAAAAAAGAUGGCCGCUCGUGCAGUGGUCUCAAAACAGAGGAACGAUAAAGAGGAUCUGUGAAUGUGAAGUCAUGUUAUAUGGACUUUGGUAUAUAUAAGAUUAAAUAAUUAUUCAAAACUGGAGUUACAGUGUGUUAAUAAUGAAAAUGAGAAAUGAAGGUUAAUAAAAGUAUCAGAAAUC